Molecule: messenger RNA, 240 nt
Organism: Protopolystoma xenopodis
Lineage: Eukaryota; Metazoa; Platyhelminthes; Monogenea; Polystomatidea; Polystomatidae
Source: the annotation of a GenBank genome assembly
AUGCGUUCGGUGUGGCUCGGAGUGUAUCGUGACCAACGCCUCUUUUUCCCACAUUUAUGUGCACACAUAUACACAUACAUGCGCACAGGCAUGCACACUCGAGAUCAAAAGAACACCCAAGCGCUGCCGGGAGGCUGGGUAGCGCCCGAAGUGUUUUCACGUUCAGUUAGAGCACGAUUUGGACUGACUUGCUACGUCCCGAGGCUGGCUGGCAGCAGGCUGGUCGAGAGAAGAGUGUAG